Messenger RNA from Ixodes scapularis (black-legged tick), 3644 nucleotides. Its product is annotated as WD repeat-containing protein 91. Gene Ontology annotation, cellular component: late endosome membrane; extrinsic component of endosome membrane; early endosome membrane. Bases 401 to 2347 code for a protein of 648 amino acids. Lineage: Eukaryota; Metazoa; Arthropoda; Arachnida; Ixodida; Ixodidae. Gene Ontology annotation, molecular function: phosphatidylinositol 3-kinase regulator activity; protein binding. The transcript is spliced from 17 exons. Gene Ontology annotation, biological process: early endosome to late endosome transport. The record is from RefSeq and is a predicted model, not a curated record.
CUUGGGUUCAGAAAAACGAAAAAGUAAAUAUAUUUGAAAAUAUGCCCAUGCUCAGCCUGUAUAUUAUAACCGGGAUCAUGUUCUACAGCGGGACACUGGCCGCUUCGACAUAGCACAUAGCACUGGGGCUGAAACAGCUGAAAUUGAUAGCAAUGGGCUAGUAUCAGUACGCCAGUGCAGUCAGUACCAAGUGUUGUUGGAAUGUAAUGCGCGAUCGAUUAUCCCCCUAAACAUUCAAGCGAUAAAAGCGUAGAUUCUAAUUUGUUGCGCCCCUGUCCGCGUCUCCACGUGUCCUCGAUCCCAGUGUCGUGUUUUGAUGCGGCUACUAUUUUGGUGCUCCAUGCCAAGUGCGGCUCCGGCAGCUGCGGUGGAAAGCCGCUAACCGUGGCAGGACGCGGAGAUGGCGGCGUCGCAGUUUGCAGACGAUCUCGUGCGUGAUUAUUUAAGGUACCGUGGCUUCUUCGGCUCCCUGAAGGCAUUCGACUCCGAGGUUAAGGCGGACAAAGACAAGGCGUUCCGUCCCGACCGUGUUGUGGAGCACCUGAGUGGAUGCGUCGAGUCCAUGGAUCUUGUGGGCCUGAGGGAUGUCUGGGCCCACCUGGACACCCACAUCUUUCGGCGCUUGGAGCAGUCAUUUACGCCAACGGUACGCAAGCUGGAGAUGGCACUGCUGCGCAUGUACGCCGUUACGUGCAUCUCCAACGGGCGGCAGGACAAGCUGACCGAGUUCUUUGACAAGAUGGCUGCCGAAUUGCACUCUCAGCAGGAGUGGAAGGAGUGGUUCGCACUUCCAUUCCUGAAGGGUGCAGAGGACAACCCGAACUUCCAGGUGUACUUCACCCGCCAGUGGCAGGACAUGAUGAUCAUCUCUCUGAGGAACUUCCUCAGUGUGGUGUACCAGAGCAUGGCCCUGCCGACGCUCCUGAGCUACGACGAAGACAUGAACAGGAUGCAGUUCCUGCAGGAGGAAAAUGAGUCGCUGAAGCAGCAGCUGGCUUCUGGUCGGCCCCAGGUGUGCGAGAGCGCCGUCCUGGCUGGCCCCGAGGAACCCAUGGACGACUUCUACGUCAUCGCCCAGGAGGCUCCAGUUUCUGAGGGGAGGAGGAUCUUUCCAUCCCUGAUGCGCACCUUCGGAAACAUUCAGACGUCUCCCAUCACGGGCCGCAAACUGCAGGGUGAUUCCAAGAGGCAGACUGGGGAUGAACAAGCCAAGAUAAAAAGGCUACAGGCAAACAGUGCUCCCGAGAGCCAGAUCUUAUCGCAAGAUGCCUCUGUGCCAGCUUCCUUGCAACUAAAGGACGGUGGCCGCCUUGGGGACAGGCUGGAGCCUUUGUCUGCCACCAAGAACCCGUCCGGUGAGCAGGACAAGCUGCUUCUGCUCAACCAGGAGGAGUAUGGCGAGCACCAGUCCUGCGUCACGCACUGCAAGUUCAGCCACUCAGGCACGCUGGCCAGCGCCGACACGGACGGGGUGAUCAAGGUCUGGAGCCCGAACCCGUCUCCCAAGACGCUGGCCACGGUGGUAUCCAAGUCGAGCGUGACGGCCCUCGACUGGGUCCACAAGCACCAGCACCUGCUGGUGUACGGUCUGAAGCAAGGAAACCUCCGGCUGUACGACACCAAAGAGCGAAGGGCCCUCUUCGACAUUGUUCCAGAGUCGGCAUCCGUGUUAAGAGAGCACAGUGUGGCCUGCCUUGCCUGCAGCCCAGUUGAGCCUGCCAUGGUCAGCUCUCUGCAUCUGGAAUCCACUGCAACGCCUCCGCCCGGAAAGCUCCUCUUGUGGGAUUUGAAAAGCAAGCAGCUCCAGGGCCAGCUCAAGUGCGGCGCGACGGUCAACUGCUGUGCUUUUAGCCGCAAUGGCCAGCUGCUCCUGUGUGGCACCGCGGGCGGAACCAUCUGCUUGUACGACGUCAGGACCUAUGAAUGCAUCAGCAGCUGGGUCUCCCAUGAGGGCGAAGUGUUCUCGGUGCAGUUUAGCGACGACGAAGCCACCUGCUUCAGCAUGGGUGCGGAGGGCAAGCUGCACCAGUGGAACGUGUACAUGACGGGCCAGCGGGUGGCCGAGUUCCCCUUGCACCCGGACUGCACGGGCCCCGCCGGCUUCCGGCCCGUUGGCAAGCUGUUCUCGCUCGGCGCCGACAGCGAGCACAUCCUGACCUGUGGCCCCAACAGCGGGAUUGUGUACAAGAUGGAGGAGAACGGCGGAUUCACCAGUGCCCUGACUGUCGGAGCCCACAAAAACCACGUGAUCACCGUGGACUGGUCCCUUGCGGGAGACUGCAGCACGUGUGUGACCGGUUCCAUCAACGGCACGAUUUGUGUCGCAACCCUGUUCAGCCAGAUUUGAGCAGCCUCGCACUACAAAAGGAUUGACGAAUGUUUUGCCCCUUCCUCUUUUGUUUUUUUAAGUGCCAGUCAUCUUACAGGUCCAAGCAUUCGAGGACAAUCACAACAAUAACCACUCGCAAAAAAAAAAAAAAAAAAAAAGGCCCAAUUUUCUCAAUUGUAACCUGCACUGUUUGUUAGCCACGCCCGGGCAUCUGCCUUUUCCCAAUAUGGCAGAGAGCCAGGCGUUGCAAGCUAAAGGAGAAGCCUAGCGAACGACGAAUAUCUGAAAACAUUUGUUUGUGAAUUUGCUCUAGGUCUGAAUUGUUAUCAUUGUUGGUAGCAUUUCUGUGUGCGGGCAUCGACUCCUGCCUCUGCCUUUUUUUAUAGACUCAAAUGGUGCGGGUUAAUACCGAGAAAAUGCUAGUAAAGCGCCAUUAUGCCACAGUCUUAAAACAUCAUCGAAUGAGUAAAAAAAAAAACGUCAAUGGCAACUCCACCAUUGCAGAAAAUUUUUUAAGGACCGUGUUUUAUUGGAGUCACGGUAAACCGACUUGCCUGGAAAUGCGCAAGUGUGUGUAGAUUUGCACACGAGCAUCUUGUGGAAGGUGAAUAUCCAUGCAUCGACAAAAAGAAAAUAGGGCCGUAAUUCGCAUGUUUCUGGUCGUUUGUAUGGCUAUGAAAACUCCAUUGAAAAGAAGGGCACAAGUUUGGCCAAUGUUGAGUUAUAUAGUUGUGUUACUGCUUUCAUAUUGUUGUUUUGUCCAACUAGGACUUUUCUCUUACGGAAGUUAAAGUGCCACGAAGGUGAUGCACUAGAACCUCUCUGCAGUAAAGACUGAUAUUGUUAAAUAUGGAUAUAUGGGGAGGUCAGGUUGAAGCAUGCUUGUAUACUAUUCAGGCUUUUCAUGUACUGAUGUAGUGAAGAUACUGAUAAGCGUACAUUCUCUCUGAAAAAUUGACUUUACUAUAGAAAGGUUCUAGUGUGCCAGCUGAUACUGCAUUUAAAUUUUCUGGCGAGAUAGGGCAACGUGCGGAGCAUUUUCAUUAUUGUAGCUUAGCAGCCAUCGCCUCGUGCUCGAGAUGCAAGCAAAGCACAUUCCAUUACAGGGGCAAUAAAAGUAUAUGAAUAGAUCUUCAAGGUAAACGAGGAAACAAGUGUGCAAAAGAAGAGAUCAACUUGUGCUCCAAGUAAACUGAACAUCUAUGCAGAUCUUUUUGUUUUCACUUGUGCUAUCGCAGCGAAACUGAAAAGCUGGUGAAUAUGUACUGUAUUUUAUGUAUUAAAACAUAGUACACAAUUUGUACAGAGAGAUAUU